Molecule: messenger RNA, 912 nt
Organism: Trichoderma asperellum CBS 433.97
Lineage: Eukaryota; Fungi; Ascomycota; Sordariomycetes; Hypocreales; Hypocreaceae
Source: RefSeq, a predicted model, not a curated record
AUGGAGACGCCCACAGUUCGACUCACGAGUAAAGCUCGAACUGUGACAUGGCAUGAAGUCUCCGAAUGGCAACAGGAUAAUAAAUACAUUUUCAGCGGCUAUCGCCCAGAAAAAGCAGAUUAUAUGGAGAUCCUCACCAGCCUGACGUUUUUGCACAACGAGACUUGUAAUGUGUACACCCAUCUGAUCGGGGCUCUACUCUUACCGCUCAUCGCGAUCACUGUCAUGCAAAUACUCUCCGAGCCUCAAUUCCUCGACGUUUCGAGAUCAGACUAUAUCGUGUUUGGAAUCUUCUUUUGUUGUGCAGAGUGUUGUUUGAUCUUUAGUGCUACAUACCACCUAGUGGGAUCUCACUCACAUGCAGUAGAACAAUUCUGGCUUAGAAUGGAUCUGCUGGGGAUUAUCAUCGUCACUGUUGGCACAUUUAUUCCUGGCAUCUAUUAUGUCUUCGUCUGUGAACCGAAUUUGCAAAAACUGCACUGGGCUAUUAUCACAAUUUCGGGCUCCGCCACCGCUUCGCUGACCUCGUUACCCAAGUUCAGAACGCUGCGCUGGCGGAAGGUGAGGAUGGGUGCCUACGUUGCGCUCGGUGCAUCAGCCUUCAUUCCCCUCUUGCAUGGAGUUCAACUGUACGGACUGGAGUAUAUGCUUCAGUAUUCAGGAAUGAAAUGGUAUCUGCUGGAGCUCGUCUUCUAUGGCGGCGGAGUUGGGUUUUAUGGGCUAAGAAUUCCAGAGCGCUUCGCUCCGGGCAAAUUCGAUAUAUGGGGCGGCUCGCACCAGAUCUUCCACGUCUGCAUCUUGUGCGCCAUGUAUAUACACACAACCGCCCUUAUACAAUCUUUUACAGCGUGUCAUACAUUGGACGUAUGUAGCAUCCAGACUGCUCAUCGGGAUGGCCACAGUAACAAAUAG